Fonsecaea nubica is the source of this 2046-nucleotide messenger RNA. RefSeq lists its product as hypothetical. Lineage: Eukaryota; Fungi; Ascomycota; Eurotiomycetes; Chaetothyriales; Herpotrichiellaceae. The transcript has 2 exons. The record is from RefSeq and is a predicted model, not a curated record. Bases 1 to 2046 code for a protein of 681 amino acids.
AUGGGUGUCGAACCUCCAUUCAUUUACGACCGACCCUCGACAUACACCUUCGGGAGUCCAACUGAUCGAGCUUUCAAUCCCAAAGCUGCAACUCACGCUUCUUGGACUCCCAGACCUCCAAAACCCAAGCAAGAUGGACCGCUCGUUGAUUUUAACAAGCAUCCUGAUUCCUACAUAGUCGUUCCUUACGGCAACCUCAACGCCAAACCGAUGCCUCCCAAUACCCGCACGAAGGUCGUCCGGGCCCGAUAUGUUCAGCUCUUCUUGAGGGUUUGCGCUUUGAUCGGGGCUCUGGGCUGCCUCUUCUGCGUGAUCGCCAUCAACAAGACAUCGGCGACGGUGGGAUGGAUCAUUCGCUGCGCUCCCGCCGUUGCCAUCCUUCACACCUUGUAUUCGGUCUUUCACCUUGCCCGGGCACCUACAAGCCGCACUCCGGCCUCGACAGCAAGCUACAUGAUCUUCGCCGCGAUGGUGGACACGGGCCUGAUUCCCUUCUGGGUCUUCUGCGCAUGGGUGGCACAGGCAGACUACACAAGAAACGAAUAUGGAUGGAGCACGCUGUUCAAUGACUCAGAUCUGUCAUACAAGAUCAUCUACGCUUUCUUCAUUCUGUCCUGCGUUGAAGGUGCCCUGACGGUGGUGUCUCUGCUCAUGGACAUCUACUUGGGUGUCAAGUUCAGACAGAUCUCCAGGCUUCCACCAGACAUGAAUCCUCUGGAGUUGAACCUCACUUCCAGGCAUAAACGGAAUAAAUCGGAAAUCACCGAAAAGAACAUGAGGUCGUCAGAGCUGGCGGCUAAGCGGGGAUCUCAGGCUUCAGGCUUCAAGAGAGUCCCUUUCAUUCAUACCCGCACCGACUCGGCGGACAGCGUCACGCUUUAUGGCGGCGACAGUGCCCGCAACUCCAGGGUAGAGUUCCGCAAAGAACUGGAAGAUAACGGAAAGGACCCCUGGCGAUGGUCACGAAACUCGUCUCCAGAACGACCCGGGUCCGCGGUCAAUCCCUCUCCAAAUUCCCGAUCAGCUGGCAGUGGACUUGACUUCCGCCCAGAACGCUCAUCCAUCCUCAAAGAGAAGCCCUCUCGUCCGUCUUCGUGGCUGUCAUAUCUCGAUUACGAAGGCGUGCCUAGUCCGAUGAGCGAGGAAGCUUCCGCAGAACUAGACCACGAAGUCCGUCCCGUCUCCCCUGUGUCUGCCAUCUCGGUUACGGACAUGACAUCCAGCAGGGUGCAUCGUGAACGGGAAAACUGGUACCAUGGCUCCCCAGCACGCCACAGCCAGGUUCAUUUACCAACCUAUGGCAACAACAGCCAGACUCACCUCCCCUCGCCCACCACGAGCAAGCCUAAUCUGCAUCAAUCACUUCCUGUGCCAUCUCCGAGCUCCCCAGCAAAGAAACGAAGCCGUGAGCCUCUGGGCAUGAAUCCUCCUACACCAACGCACUCAACUUUCAAUGACGAAAAUGCAUUCGUCACGCCAGUCAGGGACUCCUGGACCCAGAAUGAUGGGAACCGAACCGCGCUCCACGAUGCAGAUGGCAACGCCCAGGUGCCUCUCAGAGGUACACCCACUAGCGUCAAACCGUCCAGCUUUGUCGGUAGUGGUGGUAAGGCACGCUUCUACGGCAAUCUACGACAAUCCGUCAAUACUGUGUCGCCCUCUCACGAUCAAAGCGACAAGACGGCCAAUGUUCGAGUGAACGUCAACGAGGUCCAGGAUACGGACGAACGGACUCGGACAAUGCAGACAGAAAGCGACUACUCUGCCAAUUUUGAGGUCUAUUCCAAUUCUGACGACGAAGACGAGGGCAGAUUGAGCGCCAACAUUACCAAGGCGCAGACAGCUUCCCCGACGCAGUGGAACGGUGCCCGACAAACCUCGAACUCGACUGGGUUCGACGUGAACAGUGGGUACGCGGGACUGGGGGCAGAGUUUGGCAAGGGGAUGGGUAGACGGAGAGACGUCAGCGGCAAAGUGGCUGAAGAGGGUCGAGCGAGUCCGACGAGAAACGGGGCAGCGGGAUGGGAGAGAUUCAAGGGUUUGUGA